Messenger RNA from Ostrea edulis (European flat oyster), 1106 nucleotides. RefSeq lists its product as uncharacterized. Bases 37 to 1080 code for a protein of 347 amino acids. The transcript is spliced from 2 exons. Lineage: Eukaryota; Metazoa; Mollusca; Bivalvia; Ostreida; Ostreidae. The record is from RefSeq and is a predicted model, not a curated record. Gene Ontology annotation, molecular function: protein binding.
UUGUGUCACUAUACUGUUAUAAGGGAAAGCUUGGACAUGAUUCUACUAGUGCUCCGUGUUUUUCUGAUUUUUACUUUUCUGGAUAUAGCGUUAGGCAAAACAUGUGAAGAAAGACUUGAAAUUCUUGAGAAUCAAUUUGAUAGCCUUAAAUUACGACUUGACGACCAGGCUGUCGCUGACAACGGUUUAGGAAACAGUGGACAGGAUGAGGUAAAUAUCAAGCUCGAGAAAGAAAAUCAAGAUCUGGAAAGAAGAGUAGUGAGCCUUGAGGAAGCUCUAACUGACUCCAAUAGACAAAUGUACCUCCUUAAAGCUAGAGUCUCAGAAUUAGAACGUAAAAACCAGGAACAAGAAACCAGACUAACAGCUGUGGAAGGGAAUAGUCGAGUGUCCGAAAUGAAAAGUUCAAAUUGGGAGACAUUUCUUGACGGAAAAGCAGAAAAACUCACGAAAAAGAUUGAAAUUGUUGAUGAAAAGCACACUCCAUCAGACAAUUUUAAAAGUUCUCCAUUAAAUGACAAUACUUUGACACAAACAAAAGGAAGGAUUCUGACGUCCCUAAUCAAACACCAGGUGCCAGUUCAGGAAUAUUCACAAAUGGACGAUGCACCAAAUGUAGCGGUGGAAAAACGCCUCUUGUCCGGACUUCAAGCUACACAGACUCCUUUUCCCGGUGGUGUUGCGUUUUCAGCAUACGUAUCUACUCAUGAAACUGAUUUAUCAAAAGACCACACCAUUAAAUUUGACAGCAUUGUGACAAACAUCGGCAAUCAUUACAAUUCCCACACUGGAACGUUCACUGCUCCACAACAUGGCGUCUACGUCUUUACCUGGAAUCUUUAUUGUAACACAGGGGGUUAUAUCUUUUCCCAAGUUGUCGUCAAUUCUAAUGCUGUGGGCACAAUGCUUACAACAGCAGAGGGUGCGACAGAUAUAAGAACUACGACAGGAAACGUGGUGGUGGAGGUGAACCAAGGUGACGUGGUUUUUGUUCGCACGCAUCCAACUCAAGCUCACAGUGGUAAUCUCCGCAGUUAUCCAGACUGGCGAUCGUCUUUCAAUGGAUGGAAACUAUUCUAAUAUCAUUAAAUCAUUCAAAAUGUAAA